CAAAAAACGGGUUAGUUAGCAGACACUCUCACUUCACCUCCCACCCUGGCCAUGAGCGUCAUCGCUUUGCGCUACUUGCGUUCCCGCAAUGCCACCGGGAACACGUUGCUGUCGAGCACGGAGCAGCUCACAGACGUGUCCAACACGCAAUACUUGGGCAAAAUCAGCGUUGGCACGCCCGGGCAGAGCCUCGAGGUCAAUCCUGUGGCAGAACCUCUUCGACAGGGUGAUCUUCGACACGGGCUCCUCGGACCUCUGGCUGCGUGGCGACGUCUUCGCAGCGGCGGACUCCAGCAGCUUCGUGGAUUUGGAGGCGGAGGCGUCGGUGGUCUACGGUGGACAGGUGCCCUUGCAAGGGAAACUCGUCCAGGAGACGAUCACACUAUGCGAUGCGAGGUGUUCUUCCCAGUCAAUGUUGCUGGUGCCUGCUGGCUCCAUGCCUAGCGUGGUGGCUGAUGGAGUGCUGGGCUUGGCGAUGCCUGGCUUGAGCCACACAGGAAUGACCUUCCUGCAGCACCUUGAAGGGCAAGGGAUAGACCGCUUCGCUUUCGCCCUUUCUGGUCCCGAUGCUGAAUCCUUCUUCAUCCUGGGCAUGCCAGGAACGGAUUGGUAUCAGACGUCCUCCUUACGAUGGACUCCUUCCAGCUCUCCGGACCGUUGGUGGUCCUUUCAGGGGGAGCUGGUGGUGAAGAAGCACGCCAUUCUCAGUGGGGAGUUCUUGUUGGAUUCGGGCACCUCCUUCAUUGCCGUCUCCUCAUCCAUGCAAGAGCGCUUGCUGCGACGGAUGCUGCCGGAGGCUUCUGAGAGAUGUUACCUGAACUCCGGAAAUCUCUUCAUGUGCCCCUGCGACGUCGGCCCUCAGAUGCACCACGUGGGUGUGCUGGUGGAGGGGGAGAUCUUUGAAAUGACGUCUUCGAGUUUAUUGACUCCAUCGGAUGAUUUCUGGUGUGUUUUGGAAGUCCAACAGUUGCCCGAAGGCUUACCGGUGAUCCUGGGCGACACCUUCCUCCGCAGCGUUUUGGCCAUUUUCGACGGCGGGAAGUUCGGCACCCCGAGGAUCGGCUUGGCUCGUCGGACGACUGGAUCUCUAAGUACCACGGAGAGGUGGAACCAGCCCCCGACCUUGCCCGAGUUCGUCCUUCUGUUCCUGGCCCUGGCAAUGGCCUUUCUGACCUUGACGUUUCGCUGCUGUCGCUCCGAGCGGCCUGUCAAGACGGAGAGUGUCUCCUCCGAGUAUCGUGCGCUGCGUGCGGCGUGAGGCACCAAAAUGAGAGCGCCGUUGAGAACGAUGAUCACCUGCAUCGUCCCAGCGGCCGACGUCCCCCAAACCCGGUGAACAGGACUCC
Messenger RNA from Durusdinium trenchii, 1346 nucleotides. NCBI's taxonomy places the organism in Eukaryota, Dinophyceae, Suessiales, Symbiodiniaceae. The record is from the annotation of a GenBank genome assembly.